AUGUAUGCGGAUCGGGUGGAGUCUGCAUCGAAGAGUUCAAUAAAGGAUCGGCUGAAUGGUAACUUUCCUGGCGGUUCCAUUCGCCGGAGACAAGUUACCGGGAAGAGGCAACGAGAGGAUGAUGAUAAGUGGGAACAUGAUCUUUUUGAAGAAGAUGAACCACGGGUUUCAAAGCGCACAAUGAGUUCAACAGAUCUUCGUUUAAAACUUCAAAAGAAGAGUAAACAGCAAAAUGCUCAAAGUGUGAGAGGAUCCCGUUCUAGUGGUGUUAGGGAUCUGCGGGAAAAGCUCUCUGGUGUAAUUUAUCCACAAAAGAUGGAGACAGACCCACCCAAGCCGAAGCAGGUGUCUGAGGUCAGUAAACCUGUCAGGAAGAGUGUCAUAGCCGAAGCUCCUCCCCCGGAGAAAAAAACCGUUGCCAGCUCAGCUUCUAAGAAAAAGACCCAAAAGGUGGAAUCAGUGGAUAGUUUCUUGCAAUCCCUGGGUCUGGAGAAAUAUUCAAUUACAUUUCAGGCUGAAGAAGUUGAUAUGGCUGCCCUCCUGCAUAUGACGGAUGAAGAUCUCAAGGCAAUGGGGAUACCCAUGGGCCCAAGGAAGAAGAUCCUUCUAGCAUUGGAGUAUGUUCAUGAGAGUUCGAUGCAAGCCCAAGUCUUUGCUGAAACCUCCGAUGUCAGAAAAUUUCAGAAUGCUAAAGAAAGUGUUGAUACCAUUUGCGGAAUACUUGCCAACCACCGUGGUUCCGUAGCCAUUGAUUCCGCCAUGAACUCUACAGCUGUUGCUGAUAUAAACAUCACUCCUUUACUGGCGCAAGAAGUUCUGAAGAAACUCAGUCAUGCUGGUUUGUUGGCCUUGUCGUUCUUCAGGUGGGCUGAGAAGCAAAAGGGUACGAAGCAUACUACAGAGAGUUACAACACUUUGAUUGAAUCGCUUGGAAAGAUCAAGCAAUUCAAAAUGGCUUGGAAUUUAGUUGAAGAAAUGAGGAAACAAGGCAUGCUCUCGAAAGAUUCUUUUGCCCUCAUUUCCAGGCGGUACGCCAGAGGUCGACGGGUUAAAGAGGCGAUUGAGGCAUUUGAGAAGAUGGAGAAAUUCGGGUUGAGGUCAGAAUUGGAAGAUUAUAACAGGUUGAUCGAUACUCUCAGCAAGUCAAGAAACGUUGAGACUGCACAGCAGCUGUUUGAUAAAUGGAAAAACACAAAGUUUAAGCCAGAUGUCAAGUCGUAUACGAUAUUGUUGGAAGGAUGGGGUCGAAAACAGAAUUUGUUGAGAUUAGAUGAGGUUUACAGGGAGAUGAAAUGUGAUGGUUUUCAGCCGGAUGUAGUGAGUUAUGGCAUUAUGAUUAAUGCUUACUGUAAGGCUAAAAAGUUUGAAGAAGCUGUUGAAAAGUUUCAAGAAAUGGAAAGAAAUGGCAUUAAGGCUACUCCUCAUAUAUACUGUACCUUGAUCAAUGGUUUAGGAUCAGAGAAAAGGUUGGAUCAAGCUCUUAAGUUUUUUGAACUAGCCAAGAUUAGUGGUUGCGCUCUGGAGGCUCCCACUUAUAAUGCAGUUGUUGGGGCAUAUUGUUGGGCAAUGCGAAUGCAGGAUGCUUAUCGGAUAAUUGAUGAGAUGAGGGUGUCUAGGAUUGGUCCUAAUUCCCGAACUUAUGAUAUUAUUAUUCAUCAUCUUAUAAAGGCUCGAAGGACACGAGAUGCUUAUGCCGUUUUCCAGAGAAUGAGUGAUGAAGCCGGAUGUGAGCCAACUUCUAGUACAUAUGAGAUCAUUGUACAAAUGUUUUGCAAUGAGGAUCGGACCAAUAUGGCUUUGAGAGUUUGGAACCAGAUGAAGGCAAAAGGGAUUAUUCCUGGAAUGCAUAUGUUCUGCACAUUGAUCAACAAUUUGUGCCAUGAGAAUAAACUGGAAGAAGCUUGUGCAUACUUUCAGGAAAUGAUGGAUGUUGGAAUUAGACCUUCAGAUCCAUUGUUCAAGAUCAUAAAGCAAGCUCUUCUUGAAGCUGGGAGAGAGGAUAUGGUUCUGAUAUUAUUUAAGAAGCUUCAGAGGCUAAGGGGAGUUCAAAUAACUUGUUGA
Molecule: messenger RNA, 2061 nt
Organism: Oldenlandia corymbosa var. corymbosa
Lineage: Eukaryota; Viridiplantae; Streptophyta; Magnoliopsida; Gentianales; Rubiaceae
Source: the annotation of a GenBank genome assembly